Camelina sativa (false flax) is the source of this 543-nucleotide messenger RNA. The record is from RefSeq and is a predicted model, not a curated record. Lineage: Eukaryota; Viridiplantae; Streptophyta; Magnoliopsida; Brassicales; Brassicaceae.
AUGUCGACAAAAGAAAAUAGUUAUGUGCCUACUAGUGAUAGCAAAGAUGAUGAAUUGACUCCGUAUGAAGAUGAAGAUGAAGAUGAAGAAACUGUUGACGUCAAUGGGUUUCAGAUUCUUGUUUCACAAGAAAAACAGGUGAAGGAAAUGUUUGAAAAACGUCAAGAACUCACUUCAAAUUUCAAUUUCAAGAAUCAGCAGAUCAAGAAUGUUUUUAUGGAAGUCCUCCUUUACCUAAUCGAGACACUGAGCAAGUCGACAACAGAACUUUCCAUGGAAGUCCUAAACGAAGCAGAGAGUACGCUAUUUGAUCUUAUUAGAGCAGGCUUGAAUGUGGGUUGGUUGCGUCAGAAGUGGGAGGAAGCUUACUUGAAGAAGGAGAAACAGAGAGUUAGUGGGGCUCGGAUCAGAGAACUCGAGGAACAGGUCAAGAAGCGUAAGCUGACUUUGUCCGAUUUGGAAUCGGAUCUUAAGAAAGAGAAAGCUGCGGCUUUAGCUGCUAAAUCUCGAACUGGAUUGAUCGAUGUCGUUCGAAGGUCCUAG